UUUUCCCUGAACGCACAGUGCUCGGGGUUUGUCAAGACUUGUCCAUCGUGAGAGAGGUUUUCUCCUCAUUUACGACGCCCAUCAGAGUUUUCUGUUGGUAAAGUCACCGAUUACAAUAAAGAUGGACGGCACGACAGUUUCGAGGCAAAACAGCACCAUCAAGAGCAGAAACAAGGAGAAUGUUCAGCCUGUCCCAGUGGUGAAGUCUUUCAUUAAACAAAAUAUCUUAAAAGCUGCUCCUCCUCUCCGACCAAAUGGAAAUAAAAAAGAGCAUUUGGGGAAAACAGCUAAAGUGGCUCCAGGCAAACAAGUUGAGAGACGGCAGAUCAUUGGUGAGCGCUCCACGGGAAAGACAGCUACUCUGAAAAAUCCUACAACUGCAAGAAAGCCAACGCACAGCCAGGAAUUUAAAAAUGAACAAGCUGCAAAAAUCAAAAAGCUACUGGGAGAAGUGCCAAAAACAGCAACCUCUCAGCCUCAGAGACCUGCUCCUGGCAUGUACAAAGGCAAAAUCAUUGAGUCAAAGAUCGGAUCCAUUUGGAAGUCAAGUGUUACUGCUAAAAGUGAAGACCAGAGAUCAACUGCCCCCAAAUCAACAUACCAAAAAUCUGGAAAUCCAACCACAUCUGCAACAGGGCGUGGCUCAAAUACAUCAAGUUUGAACAGAUCUGUCAAACCCACCAUCAACAGUCGUCCCCCAAAUGCAUUCUCCUCAGCUCGCCCUCCAACCAGAAGUGUCCCAACCGCAGCACGCCCCAAAAAUGCUACAGUGGCUCAGAGCAGACGAUGUGGAACUUUGAUUGCGAAGCCAAAAGUUCCAGUUACAGACAAGAAAGAAAGCAAGCCUCCUGUCACAAGUACCAUUAGCCAAUACAGAAGAACUAAUGGUGAAACUGCAGAGGAGAAGAAGGCAAAACUUGCAGAAUGGCUUACAUUAAAGGGGAAGACUCUGAAAAGGCCAGCUAUGAUGUCUACAGCCCCCUCUACAAAAAACAAAAUAUCCAACAAAUCAGCUCCUCCCAAAUCCCAACUUACUACAAAAUCUAAUUCGGAACCUGAAGUUAAAGAGGAGCCCAAACCAGCCUCUGUUACACCUGCCGCCACCGUGGACAACCAGGAAGUGGUCAACACAAACAAAAGAACAUCCCUCAUCAUGAAUACCACCCUCGACCUGCUCGAUAACUCUGAUUUAGAUCUGCCAAUUGACCCACAGGAUGGCAGCAGUGAUGCAGUUGAUAAUAUUGUUGUAAACCUGUGUGAUGCCCUGGAAGCCUUAGCACCCCCCUCUCACUGUGACGAAGAGCUCCCAGUGGCGAAUGAGUGCAACGACAUGGACAAUGAAGCAAAAACAGAAUGUAGGCAAGAGGAAGUGAAGAUUGAAACGCCAGACAAAAAGAUGGUAAAGAGUGAAGACGGUGACAGCGAUGAAGAGUCUGAGGAAAGUGAUGAUGAUUGUUAUGUGAAGGAGAAUACACCACCGAUGGAGGAGGCUUCUGUUGUGAAAUACAAUGUAAAAACCACACCGUUUUUGCAAAGCGUUAAGAAGACAAUCGAAGAUGAAGUUUGUACCAGCACAUCCAAGAGAAAAAGUAACAUCAAAGACCUGAAGUUCCUGACCCCAGUGCGGCGCUCCAGUCGUAUUAACCGUCAGGCCUCUCGUCUGCCCACCAUGCUGGUCGACCACGAUCCCUGUGUCUCUUCACUGGCUGAGCUGGUGAACCUGGACGAUGAUGCCAAUGCGUACAUCUACAGAAAGAACCCUGCUCUUCUGGAGGACCUGCCUGACCAGCCCAAACUGUAGCUCAGGCUGAUGUGGGACUCAAAUACAGGACUUAAUGCUUACAGUGGAAAUGUGUACGUUUGACCUUGAAGAGGUUCUAUUGUUUUCUGAAUGUAUUUGCACACAAGGUUAUACUAAUUAUUUUUUUUUGGAGAUGUUAUAAGCUUUGUUACUAAUAUAUUAAUGAUUGCAAUUCAAAAUACACUAAAGUGCUUGACUAAUGUGUUGUUUGUUCUGCAGGUAAAGACUUAAUAAAAUUUGAAAAUUAAGCGUUUU
Messenger RNA from Periophthalmus magnuspinnatus, 2056 nucleotides. Its product is annotated as cytoskeleton-associated protein 2. The coding region runs from base 122 to 1801 and encodes 559 amino acids. The record is from RefSeq and is a predicted model, not a curated record. Lineage: Eukaryota; Metazoa; Chordata; Actinopteri; Gobiiformes; Gobiidae. Gene Ontology annotation, biological process: negative regulation of microtubule depolymerization. Gene Ontology annotation, cellular component: microtubule cytoskeleton. The transcript is spliced from 7 exons.